AUGCUCACGGUACGUUGUCUAUAUAUAACAGAAUUUGAUAAUAGAAAAACAAUUGUCGUUAUCUUUUUAUCAGUUGGCGCAUCCGUACCCAAACAUUUGAAUCGUUUAGUUACUCAAUAUGUUGCAUCAAUGAACCUUCGUGAUAUUGAAAUUAUUCAAGGAUUAGCAUUGGAUGAUUCUUACAAUAGUUCACAACAUUUUUUUAUCAAUAGUUUAUUUACUUCUGCAUGUGACAGAAAAUUAAUCAUGAAUGGUCUUGGGUCAUAUAUACCGAUAUUUCUUAGUGAAAUACCAAAAUUAUUUGAUGAAAAAAUUCUAAAACCAGAUGUUGCAUUACUUCAAGUAUCACCACCCGAUCAGCAUGGCAAUUGUUCAUAUGGUUUAAAUAAUGACGGAACACAAUCGGUUAUUAGAAAUACUAAAAAAAUUUAUGCACAAAUAAAUCGUUCAAUGCCACGUGUACACGGUAAUGGUUUUAUACCAUUAAAUAAAAUCGAUUUUUAUAUUGAACACGAUGAACCAUUACCUGAAGUUGAUUUUACCGAAAAACUAACAACAGUUGAGAAAAAAAUUGGUCAAUAUGUGAGUGAAUUGAUUGAUGAUGGUUCAACUCUACAAAUUGGAGUUGGAGCAAUACCAAACUCAGUAUUAAUGUAUUUAAUAGAUCAUAAAAAUUUAGGUAUACAUACAGAAAUGUUGACUGAUGGUGUCGUUAAUUUAAUAGAAAAAAAUGUUGUAACAAAUCGAAUGAAAAAGAUUCAUAAUGGUAAAUCAGUAUGUACAUUUAUAGCUGGUACAAAAAAAUUAUAUGAUUUUGUUCAUGAUAAUCCACAAAUAUUUUCAUUAGAAGUUGAUUUUGUGAAUGAUUCAUAUAUAAUAGCACAAAAUCCUAAAGUAUGUGCAAUAAAUAGUGCGAUUGAAAUUGAUUUAACGGGUCAAGCGUGUGCCGACUCUAUUGGUUUACUACAUUAUUCUGGUAUUGGUGGUCAGUUAGAUUUCUUUCGUGGUGCAGCUUUAAGUAAACAUGGUAAACCAAUUUUAACAUUACCAUCACAAACAAAAAGUGGAAUAUCGAGAAUUGUGAAUACAUUAAAAGAAGGUGCAACAGUGACAUCAACUCGAGGUCAUGUACAUUAUGUUGUAACGGAAUAUGGUGUAGCUUAUCUAUUUGGUAAAAACUAUCAACAACGAGCAAAAGAAUUAAUUCGUAUUGCACAUCCAAAUCAUCGUGAAAAUUUAGAACGACAAGCAUUUGACCGAUUUAAACAUUUGUAUUAA
Molecule: messenger RNA, 1278 nt
Organism: Didymodactylos carnosus
Lineage: Eukaryota; Metazoa; Rotifera; Eurotatoria; Philodinida; Philodinidae
Source: the annotation of a GenBank genome assembly